CUAUGCUGACAUCCACAUGCUGCUCAGUCUCUCUCUGUAGAAGGCAGCGGAGCAGCUGGAAGGAGACAGACACCGGGAGGAAGACCGGGAGCCCGCACUACCGAACCGUCAUCCGCAGAGGCACCAGCCCUAACCCAUCAUCCUUAGAGGCACCGGCAGCCCAUCAUCCUCAGAGGCACCGGCAGCCCAUCAUCCUCAGAGGCACCAGCCCAUCAUCCUCAGAGGCACCGGCAGCCCUAGCCCUUCAUCCUCAGAGGCACCGGCAGCCCUAGCCCUUCAUCCUCAGAGGCACCGGCAGCCCAAGCCCUUCAUCCUCAGAGGCACCGGCAGCCCAUCAUCCUCAGAGGCACCGGCAGCCCAUCAUCCUCAGAGGCACCGGCAGCCCAUCAUCCUCAGAGAGCGCAGGAUACAAGCCCCAGUGUGAUACAGCAGCGGAGGUAUCAGUGGUGUUUGUGCUGGAGGAGCCCCGGACACUUGUCCCCCUCUCUGGUACUGGGAGGUGGUGUCUCUCUGGGAAUUGCACCAUACGGAAUAACCCCGGAGUUAUUGCACAUGCAGGAGGCACCCGGAGGAGGCACUGGCCGCACUCAGUGACUGGGGAUUCCGGAGCUGUGCACUGUGUGACUGAAGAUGGAUUUCCUGCUGGUUAUUGUGGGAGUUUUGUGUCUGCGCCUCCCAGGAUCCGGAGUGUCAGGGCAGGAAGUGAGUUCCUGUGGCGGGCGACUGAAUGCCAAAGACGCCGGCUAUAUCACCUCGCCGGGUUACCCCAACGACUACCCGUCCCAUCAGAACUGCGAAUGGGUCAUCAGCGCACCGGAACCCAACCAGAAGAUUGUGCUGAACUUCAACCCGCACUUUGAAAUCGAAAAACACGAUUGCAAAUAUGACUUCAUCGAAAUCCGAGACGGAGACAGCGAGUCGGCGGAGUUGCUAGGAAAACACUGCGGAAGCAUUGCACCUUCCACCAUUACUUCAUCAGGCUCGCACAUCUACAUCCGCUUCAUCUCGGACUACGCACGCCAAGGAGCCGGCUUCUCUCUGCGUUACGAGAUCUUCAAGACAGGUUCUGAGGAUUGUUCACGCAACUUCACCAACACCAACGGCACCAUUGAGUCUCCCGGCUACCCGGACAAAUACCCGCACAACUUGGACUGUGUAUUCACGAUCCUGGCCAAGCCAAAGAUGGAGAUCAUCUUGCAGUUCCUGACCUUUGACCUGGAGCACGACCCUCUUCAAGCUGGCGAGGGGGAUUGCAAAUACGACUGGCUGGACAUCUGGGAUGGCAUUCCAAAUGUGGGGCCCUUGAUUGGCAGGUACUGCGGCACCAAGACUCCCUCCGAGAUCCGCUCUUCGACUGGAAUCCUCUCCCUCACCUUUCACACCGACAUGGCGGUGGCUAAAGAUGGGUUUUCUGCUCGCUAUUUCCUCACCCCACAGGAGGUGCCUGAGACUUUCCAGUGCAAUGUGCCCCUGGGAAUGGAAUCGAGGCGGAUAUCCAACGAGCAGAUCACGUCCUCCUCUACAUACACCGAUGGCAGGUGGACAGCCCAACAGGGCAGACUCAACAGUGACGACAAUGGCUGGACACCCAACACGGACCACGUUCGGGAGUAUCUGCAGAUCGAUCUCCGCUUCCUGACGCUGCUGACGGCGGUAGCCACCCAGGGCGCUGUCUCCAAAGAGACCCAGACGGCCUAUUAUGUCCAAACCUACAAGCUGGAAGUCAGCACCAACGGGGAAGACUGGAUGACGUUUCGGCACGGGAAGAACCACAGGAUUUUCCCCGGAAACAAUGACCCCACGGAGGUUGUGCUGAACAAGAUUCCCCAGCCGGUGCUGACGCGUUUCGUCCGCUUCCGCCCUCAGACGUGGCACACCGGAGUCGCAAUGCGGGUGGAGCUGUUUGGCUGCAAGAUCACAGAUUCUCCCUGCUCUAAUAUGCUUGGGAUGAUGUCCGGACUUAUUUCCGACACCCAGAUCACAGCCUCUUCCACCCGAGAAUACCUAUGGCUGCCGGGGGUGGCGAGGUUAGUCAGCAGCCGGUCAGGAUGGUACUCCCAUAUGACGCCUGAGCAGGCUGGCAAGGAGUGGCUGCAGGUGGAUCUGGGAGCGCUUAAGACCGUGAAAGGCGUCAUUAUACAGGGAGCCCGAGGUGGCGACACUUCCACAGAAAACAGGGCGUUCGUGCGGAAGUUCAAAGUGGCCCAUAGCUCGAACGGCAAAGACUGGGAGUUCAUCCAGGACUCGAGAACAGAGCAGGCCAAGUUGUUCGAGGGCAACAUGCACUAUGACACGCCUGAAGUGCGCAGGUUUGAGCCGGUAGCCUCGCAGUUUGUCCGAGUUUAUCCAGAACGGUGGUCUCCAGCUGGAAUGGGAAUGAGAAUGGAGAUAUUGGGCUGUGAUAGAACAGAGACAAAACCUACCUCAGAGACAGCGAAACCCACUACAAAGACAGAAGAGGCGACAACGCAAGGGACGCCAGAGGAGGAGACAAGUGAUUCUACAGAUUGUCUGGUGCCGUCUGGAUUUAAUUGCAAUUUUGACCAUUCAGAAGACGUCUGUAGCUGGACACAUGAUAUUGAAGCUGAUUUUACGUGGUCCUUCCACCCCAAUAGCCCAUGGAUGGGGCAUUCCGGCUCUUCUCCUGCCAGUAGCAAGAACUAUCUGCGGCUACCCAGCAGCGGGAGACGAGAAGGGCAUCACGCACGGCUACUGAGCCCCACUAUGCACCAGCCCAGAUGCGUCCUUUGCUUGGUGUUCCGGUAUCGCGCCUCCGGUACGAGCAGCGGAACUCUACAGGUGUUGCGAAGAUCGAGCCAGGAGACCAAGUUACUGUGGAAAAUACGAGAGGAGGCGGGCAGCGAAUGGAAAGAUGGCAGAAUCCUCCUACAGAGUUACGAGGGAGAUUACCAGGUUGUCAUCGAUGGAAUUGUUGGCCGGGGGCAGUCUGGAGAGAUCGCUGUGGAUGACAUUCGGAUCGCCAACGACAUCCCGCUGGAACACUGUAUGGAACCCAUCACUGCGUUCCCCCCGCCUACUGUAUAUCCAGUGGACGUUCCGGUGGUAAGAAAUGAUUAUGAUUCUCUGGGACGUAAUGUUGGAGGAAAACUUGGCGACUACGAGUCUUAUACGGCUUUUCCUACGAGUAUUGUAGUGACACCAAGAUCUGACAAAGAAGAGAGUUGGCUUUAUACUUUGGAUCCAAUCUUGGUCACCAUUAUCGCCAUGAGUUCCCUCGGAGUCCUUCUUGGAGCCAUAUGUGCCGGCCUGCUACUGUACUGCACGUGUUCCUACACUGGGCUGUCGUCUCGCAGUUCCACCACUUUGGAGAACUACAAUUUCGAGCUGUAUGAUGGAAUAAAACACAAGGUCAAAAUAAACCCUCAGAAAUGUUGUUCCGAGGCAUGACAGAAGCUUGCAAUCUCGUAACAGUGGACACUUGGUGUGGUCACCAUUUGGCUAAAUCUCUGGCCAUCACAAGUGGUGGUCCUUAAUUAGCUAUUUCAGCUGCUUUUCUUUAUAGAGACACUGAAAUGAUACAGAAAUUGAGUUACCACAAACUACAGAAGGCAAAAAAAUCUUUUUGAAGGAAAUUGCUUGAAAGGAAGGGAUAGUUCAGCCUUUCCGGUGAUGCCUCCCAGUUUUACCAAUCUCUUCUCCUGUGCUGAAACAUCCUACGUGUAACAGUGCGUACAGUAUACCUCCACGGAGGAUCGACAGCGAUAAGUGUAGUUUGCCUCACCACUUGGACUCUUGAGGGACAGCAGCCCUUUGCAGUGGGAUGAGAUGAACCUCUACCAGGGAAGAAUUGCGCAACAGCGUCUGCAUAUGAGCAGCGGAGCCUUAAAUUAACUUGUGAUUAAGAGCCAUUUUCUACAACCAGGUCUCUAAUGGAAAGUGACCGUCCGCAUUUUUAUGUCUCUUACAUAAUUUGCUUUUCUUUCAAAAAUGCCUAGAACAAAGGACAAAUUUUUAAAGGGUGUUCUAUUCAGAGCUGGCUUUGAUUGUACCUUUUAUGUAUUGUAUGUUUGGGUUGGGGGGGGGGAAUCAUUACAUUUCAUAUAUUGUUUUUCGCGAGGCCUAUGAAAUUUAUGUUUGACCCCCUAAACUGCGUUUACUAUCAACGUGCACCUCUGACCUGGACACUGCGGAGGCAGACAUUCUGCCAUCCAAUAUUCUUAAGAACUAAUGGUGGCCUCCACUAUACAGGUAAUGGAGCGCAUUCCUUAUAGAUCUAGUCAAUCACCUUUCUUGCUAACUAUGGAAGGAGAACAGAGAUUUGCUAACAGUCUGGCCAAGAUCUUGAGACCACGUAUAAGAGUGUGAAUGUCAUCUCUGUCUAUUCGUAGGGCUCCUCUUGUCCCUGCCUGAGCCUAGUUAUUGUUAAGCCUAUGCCUUCCCUAGUGUUGCUGCAGAAUACAUAUGUAUUUGUUUGUGCUGAGAUGGAAUAGCCACUGUUGUCUUGGGUGAGAUUAAAGUAAGCCAUCUCUUUUUAUAGAAAUCAUAGAGCGGACUUGGGCCGUUCUACAAGGUCUUCACAAAACACAGAUUUUCUGCAUUACUAGCAAAGUUCUCGUUCAUGUAUAUGCAGAAAAGAAAAACCUAGAAUGAAAUGUUUCCUCUACAGCUGCAGGAUUGCGACUGUCCGGCCUUAUAAAUCAGCAAUGAUGAUGAUGACUGUGUUUCUAACUGUGUGUGCAGACGAAUUCUUAAUAUAUUUAUUGCUUCAAGGAUCGAAACACCAAGUAGCAACCGUGAUUCCAGGCAAAGUUGUAACUCCGUUCCUCAAUCCAUUGCCAGAUGUAUAAAUGAUCCAUAGCUGCUCUGGACUACCAAUAGCAAGGUUAGGUAUAAGAUAGGCCUCAUGAUACAAGAGUAUGUAGACUGGGGGCUGUCCAACAGCUAUAGAGUCACAGGUUACCUGUGCCCACCUUACAACCUUGUAGAAAUUCUUUACAGGUCUACUGAGUCCUCACAACUGCUCCGGAUUCCAAAAACUUUUCUGGCCAAUUCACAAGCAGAGCAGCAAUGUGCUACCGGUCCGCAGGAGACGUUGCAUAUACAUUUCUUACCUAUUGACCACACAUUAGGAAUAAGAGGUUAGCAGUUCACUGUAAGUACAUAUCUAUAGGUCAGGAGAGAACAUUUUAAGAAGCACUUAGUAGCAAUCACAAGGGGCAAUAACUUGCAUUUAUUUUCUUAAGUUAUUUUGGUGCCUAUAAAGUUAAAAAUGAGAAUGAUUUGUUAUUGAUAAUGAUGUUUAUUGAUUGUAAUACCCAACCCACUGACGUAUGUGUUUUUUUGGGAGGACAAAAUAGCCGUAUCUCGUGUCUUAUGCUUAUUAGGUGUUUUUGUUGUGUCUUUUUAUUAAUUAAGGAAAACAGGGGUUGUUUACACAUCAGGAGCAGCUGCAUAGUUAUAUAGAACUUCAUUUUAAGUAUAGUCCCGUUUCCUGUUUAAGUGCCUUGGAUACACCGCAUGAACAUUCAGCAGAAGGAGUCCUUUACUUGGUGGACCCCUAUGAGUCUUGUUAGGUCCACGAGGUGGUGGCCUGGUGCGGAAGACUGGUGCACAGUUCCUUUUGCCAAAGUACAGACAGCCGCAGCCAAGAGGGGGUCAUGGGGGCAGGUUCUAGUCAUACUCCCCUAAAAUGCACAUUACUGGCAUUUAUACCUAGAAGUGAGUUGAUUCAUUAACGUUUAGUUCCAAUUUAACAAGUGCUACAGACUAUACAAUUUAUAAGUCGGCUGGAGGACAAUGAACAAGAAUGGAAUUUCAUGGAACAGUUCUUAUUGCAACGGGCAGGAAAAAGAACGGCGUGUAUGACAACACGCAGGCUACGAUUAAAAUGCACUUGAGGGCCGCUGUAAUGUUUAUAAUUUAUGCCUUCAGCAUGCACUGCGGCACUGCAGCAUUGGUGUUUACUGUAGUAGAGAUUGUCUGACAUCUAGUAGUGUACUGUAGGUCAGAGAAAUGAUGUGGCUUGUUUGCUGUUGUACCUCUUUAUAUCACUGCUGCGCCUAAUGCACAUUACUGAUUAGACGCAUCGAUAUCUGAGGACGUCCUCAGUCCUCACGGGCCAUCAUCCUUGAAUGUUCUACAUUGAUUACUUGAUAAAGCCCAUGGUGGUCCCUCUUCUGCUAAUUGAUAUAAGACAUACCCCAUUCUCUCCUCCUUUUACCUCAUACCUCACAGUUCUGAAACUUGGAAGAUAUAGAACUAGCGAUUCCAGCUUUUUGUUUUACUGAAAAGGCCCAAAAAAUAAAAAAUGUUUAUAUUUGAUCCUUUCAGCAUCCCAAGACCUUGGGCCCUCUCCGAAGUCACUUUCUGAAUUUCCCUUCCCAACACUGCUGCCCCACUCUCACACAUGGAAACCCGACGCGUUUCACCAUUGUAGCAGCACAUGCGUCCCCUACUUCAUAGUCGCCAAUAGGGGAGAUGUGUCGGGGUAUCCCAAAGAGGCUGGGGCUUCCCCGGGGCUCCCAGUUCCAUUGUAAUUAGCGGCGGCCAUGAACCAUUAGCAGAUGUGCUGCUUGUAUACUGGAGACACAUCAAGUAAGCAUAAAGUAGUUCUGAUGUAAGCAAAAAGUGCUGAGCAUGUUAAUACAAAGGAGCCCCCUCUCUAUUACAUUGGGGGAGGGGGCAGUGUAUAAAGAAUAAAACAAAUAAGUUUCUAUUGAAAGUAGCUAAAUAACGUUUUCCCGGGAUCCUGCCUCUCCUCUCCCAUGGGAUGCUGAUCUCCCCUAGCACGUUCUCUUCUACUGUCUGGGACCCUUUCCCAAUGGACCCUGUCCCAUUUCAAUGACGCCUUCUUCACUGUAUAAAAUAAAACAAAUGCUAUGGGGUUUUCAAUUUUUAUGGUAUUUUACUUAUUGGCACUGGAAAACAUCUUUUUUUGGUUAAAAAUCGAAAACAAAAUAAGUGAAAUAAACGCUGAAAUCCGCAAUCCUUAUGUAUAAAUUACCGUUUGGAUUAUUUUUAACAUUAUCGUUUGAACAGAAGUUCUUUGAAUACAAUGGAAAGAUAUAAUGGGGAGGGAGGGGGGACGGUCUGUAUGGCGAUGAAGCUCAGUAACACAGUAGCAUAAUAUUUGCCAAUACAUGUUUCAGUCUGAUCUCUCUAGUUUGCUCUGAUAGAAUUUUAUACAUGAAGCACAAUGUGGCAGCUCAUGAGCAGGGCAAUGCGGAGCAGAACCGCCUCUGAUACCUCUCCCCUGUCGCAGGGAACGCUCUGUGUAACAUCCAGAGACUUUGUCUGUGGGUGCAGAAUGUAGGUUUAGGUGUCUGAUCACCGGAGUCGGUGUUAUAUCUGUAAUGUGACUGAUUGUAUAAAAUGCACAACAAAAGAAAAAUGACUACAGAUCAAAUAAUGGAGUUUUAAUUGAUUACGUAGGAAGAAAGUAACGUGUUGAAGCGACAACAGGUCUGUCUGUACCGCAAUGAAUUGUGGCCUUUACAGGUGCAGAAAUAUGUUGAUGUCCCAUUUGCCAUCCAGUGCAGGCUGUUGUUUUAGUUGUAACGUGAUCGUUUCUGUAUUUAGUUCUCACAUUGGAAGCAGCAGUUUUGUGGAGUCCAUAUUCCCGGAAAUGUAGCAUUUACUGUAGCAGAGGCUGCAUCUGGUUGUCCAGCGAUAUCUCUAGUUGCUAGAAAGCUGAUUGGCCGCAUUUGGUCCUAUAAGAAGGCUGCCUGCGGGUGCAAGUCUACAAAGAUUGUUAAGUCUUCGUCAAGCAACCAAUCACAGUCUUAGUUAAGCAAAAUGACAAUGAAUGUAAUGUUACAGACACGUUGUUGUUUGACCAUCCACUUCCAGAGGCUUUACUGCAUUUGUGUUUUGUACAGAAACUAAUAUGAGGGUCAUUCUGCAGCAGUUGAGUGGUUCUAUGGGGGGGAAAAAACGAACUUUAAAUAAGAUAAAUUACACCCCUGGCCCUCUCCCCCAAAACAAAUCAUAUGUUACUGACAAAUCACAACAACACAAUUGCGUUAUACAAAAGCAUCAAAUAUAACACUCCAGAUUUUGGUGUCUGUAGAAUAUGGAGGACACACUGGGGAGACCAAAUCAUAAAGACCAUGAAGCUGAUUUAUCAAUGAGUAGAGCUCUAGUCUACCGUAUGGAUCACCACACUAAUACCCCAGCAGUGCACACAAUAGCGGAAUCUCGACACCCAGCGGGGUGGUAAAUAAUUGGUUCAGCAACUACAAUACAGCAACUCUAUACCGGAAAACCAGAAUUUAUUUGCAACAUGAUGGUGAAUGAUUUUGUAUCCUUAUAGCAGGUAAUUUAAAGUGUUUUGUUUGAUUAUGUGUAAUGUAAAGCAGCAGUGUGACACACUCCGCAGAUUACAGAUUCAGCAACUGUGCAGGUAUAGUCAAGACUCUGUAUAAGUUAGGUAACCGCACCCACAGACGCCGAAGGGACUCAACCCACGUGUGUUACAUUUAUAGACACCAGUCCAAUUAAUUAGACCAAGUAAUUAUUCAUUUUUAUAAAAUGUAAAUUUAUAUAAGAGCUUACACCCCCUAAUAUUUUCCUUAUUGCUGUAUAAAGCCUUUCGCUGUGAAUGUGUAAUUUGCGCAGAAUGUUUUCUCGACUGCUGCUUAUUUUCUUAUCCCAUCGCAGAGGGGCUUGGCAUGGCCUUGCAUGCUCCUUCCGCCGCAGAGGGGUUAUAUGACAUCAUUCCAUUUGCUGGCUGAGCCAGAAUGAAUGGAUUUAAAGAGCUUUACUGUGAUUCUUUAUGUAAAGAAUUAGAGAAUACAAUGUAAACUGUGUUAUGUCAUUUGUAUAAACAUUUUUUUAAAUAACUAUUUAAUAAAUAAUAUUCCAUAA
Messenger RNA from Pseudophryne corroboree (corroboree frog), 8826 nucleotides. It is a transcript of the gene NRP2, whose product is annotated as neuropilin 2. Gene Ontology annotation, cellular component: axon; postsynaptic membrane; glutamatergic synapse. NCBI's taxonomy places the organism in Eukaryota, Metazoa, Chordata, Amphibia, Anura, Myobatrachidae. The record is from RefSeq and is a predicted model, not a curated record. The transcript is spliced from 17 exons. Bases 631 to 3408 code for a protein of 925 amino acids. Gene Ontology annotation, molecular function: vascular endothelial growth factor receptor activity; semaphorin receptor activity. Gene Ontology annotation, biological process: angiogenesis; vascular endothelial growth factor signaling pathway; axon guidance.